Messenger RNA from Prorocentrum cordatum, 1793 nucleotides. NCBI's taxonomy places the organism in Eukaryota, Dinophyceae, Prorocentrales, Prorocentraceae. The record is from the annotation of a GenBank genome assembly.
AAAAGGCCCACCCGGCAGGCUCCGUUCACAGCACAUCGUUGAGCGGUGUUGCAGCCGCCUCUGAGCACAUGCUCCCCCCCUGGAACUGGCUCAAGGUUUUUCUCGCUCGAGCCUCGCGCGCCCAAGAAGGUGGCUGCAGUCAGAGUUGGCGGGGGGCCCCAGACGCAGCCUCGAGGUGCCAGUCAUGUCAGCGGAGCUGCAGUGCCACUCCGACGCGGAGCUGCUCCACGGGUCCAGCGACGACGCAGAUCGGCCCACGCAGCGCCAGCCCCUCUUCGCGCGCAAGCUGACGCAUUCGGUGGUGCUGGCAGUGUCCUGCGGUGCGAUCCUGGCGCUGGCGUCCCUGGGCGUGGCGUCGCACUGGAGCGGGCAGAGCGGGAGCCGGGCAUCUGUCCGGAUCCGGGGCGCGACAACUUUGGACGAUUUGGGCAACCUUGUGGACGAUGUGAAAGAUGCUGCGGACGAUGCCGUCGACGAGGCCCAAGACGCUGCGGACGACGUCGUGGAGAAGCCGCCGGGUGGUGAUGUGGCGGAGGAUGCGGACGAGGUCGUCGACGACGCCCAAGAUGAUGCGGAUGACGUCGCGAAGGAUGCGGACAAGGUCGUCGACAAUGCCCAAGAUGCUGCGGAUGACGUCGCGGAGAAGCUGCCGGGCGGUGAUGUGGCGGAUGACGCGGACGAGGAUGCGGACGAGGUCGUCGACGACGCCCAAGAUGAUGCGGAUGACGUCGCGGAGGAUGCGGACAAGGUCGUCGACAAUGCCCAAGAUGCUGCGGAUGAUGUCGCGGAGAAGCUGCCGGGCGGUGAUGUGGCGGAGGAUGCGGACGAGGUCGUCGACGACGCUCAAGAUGAUGCGGAUGACGUCGCGGAGGAUGCGGACAAGGUCGUCGACAAUGCCCAAGAUGCUGCCGAUGACGUCGCGGAUAAGCUGCCGGGCGGUGAUGUGGCGGAGGAUGCGGACGAGGUCGUCGACGACGCUCAAGAUGAUGCGGAUGACGUCGCGGAGGAUGCGGACAAGGUCGUCGACAAUGCCCAAGAUGCUGCGGAUGACGUCACGGAGAAGCUGCCCAGUGGUGACGCCUAAGGUCAUGAGGAUGACGUCGCAAAGAAGCUGCUGGGUGGUGACGACGUUGAGGCUGCGUCGACGACGACGACGCAGCUGCGUCUCCACCAGCAGCAGUGGUGCAGGUGACGGGUCGUGGCGCAGCCCUUGAACCGGUGAUUGGGAGGGGGGGGCCGGGGAGUAGGUGGUUGGGGGACUGGAGGAGGGAGGCCUGUGCCGCGCGCAUUCGCUUGCGUGGCCACCUGGUAGAUCGAGUCGGACAGCGGCCCUGUUCCGACCCCGCCGCGCUGGAGGCGGUUAUCUGUGCUUCGCGCACCCGCCCAGCGCGGCCACCCGAGAGCUCUUUCUGCUUCUCCUCCUCGUCCUCCUCCUCCUCCUCCUCCUCCUCCUCCUCCUCCUCCUCCUCCCCCUCCUCCCCCUCCUCCGCUUCCGCCUCCUCCGACCCCGCCGGAUCGAUUCGGGCGGCGCGCGCGCGGAGCUGCGACGCGUCCCCCUUCCUCUGGGAUUUAAAGUUUUUCUCCUAGUGUACAUAAAUAUAUAGAUGCCGCUCUUCCGCCUGCUCACCGUUAUCGGGCGGUGUGUUGCGCAAUGCUGUUGAAUCAGGGCCGAUCCGACGCUCGGAGAAGGAAGGCCGAAUCUCGCAACGUGUCUUAUCAAUGACGUGUUUGAUUUUGCAGUUGCUAGGGACAGCGACGCGUGCUGAAGCUGACCGCGGACAACAUACGCAAAC